UAGUUGUAAAUAUGAUUGAAAGGGACACACACCGGUCAGUUUGUACAGACAUAUAGACAGUGUAAAUUAAAAUAAAUAAUAAUUAAUUAGUAUAAUAAACAUACAAGUUGUAAUAUAUGGUUUAAUUCUUUCAAAUAAAUUGUAUUGUUUCAAGUGUCGGCGGAAGAAACAUUUAAAAAAUUAUUUGGAUUUAUACUUUUGAAAUUAAUAAGUGAGUAGUCAGUGCAGCAUGAGAACAGGCUUGCAAGCUGCGAUACCGGUCUGCCUAGGCGCCGCGAUCUUCUUCUGGGCCGGUUGUGGAGGUGUUUUCAUCCCCAAUCUGACGGAGUCGUGUUUUCGUUGUCUGUGCUACGCGUCGACCGCUUGUGCGACGUCGCAUGGUUGUACGGGCGGCUACUGCGGGCCCUUCAACAUCUCGCGCGUGUACUGGGUGGACUCUAACAGGGUCGUAAUGCCCGAGGACGAUCCCGACAGGAACCAUGCGUGGGAUGACUGCGCAAGACAUUACGACUGCGCCACAAGAAUUAUAGAAGGAUAUCUACAGAGAUAUGGAAGAGACUGCAACGGCGACGGUGUGACAGACUGCUACGACUACAUGAUGGUGAACGGCAACGGCGGGCCGGGCUGCCACGCGCCGCUCAACCGCAGCGCCAACGGCAGGCUGUGGCUGGAGCGGUACGAGCUGUGUCGGCACACGCUGUACAGCUGAUCAUCUUCAUAUUGGAAUAUAAAGCGAGUUAUA
Bicyclus anynana (squinting bush brown) is the source of this 742-nucleotide messenger RNA. Its product is annotated as lysozyme-like. NCBI's taxonomy places the organism in Eukaryota, Metazoa, Arthropoda, Insecta, Lepidoptera, Nymphalidae. Bases 230 to 709 code for a protein of 159 amino acids. The transcript is spliced from 5 exons. The record is from RefSeq and is a predicted model, not a curated record. Gene Ontology annotation, molecular function: lysozyme activity.